This is a messenger RNA of Aaosphaeria arxii CBS 175.79, 2280 nucleotides long. RefSeq lists its product as uncharacterized. NCBI's taxonomy places the organism in Eukaryota, Fungi, Ascomycota, Dothideomycetes, Pleosporales. Bases 1 to 2280 code for a protein of 759 amino acids. The transcript is spliced from 2 exons. The record is from RefSeq and is a predicted model, not a curated record.
AUGACACUGCCUGCAUCGCGGACCCGGAAGCUCAAUCUUGACAACCAAUUGCACCUGCCGAAGUCACUCCCGCCACCAGCAUCUGAACAGAACCGGACAGUGUAUAUUUUCCAGGAUGGAGAAACCCAUUUCGCAGGGGAGGGGGAAAAAUCCGUUUCACACUUGCUCGAGCAAUACUGGCCUAGUUAUGUUAUCUAUCAUAUGUCACGUCCCCUCUGCGAAGGAGAAGUAUGGGAGAAGAUUAGGCCAAAGAAACCUUUCAACCCCAAAGAGUGCCUGGAUCCAGACCGACUCAUUGUCAUUGUGCACGCCGAUGAUCUUCGAGCAGAGGGCAUUGAAUUAUUCUACAGUUCCUCUUGGGAAAAAACCUGCGAAGACUUUGUAAGGAAUUUAGGGGCAAUAGGGCGAAUGGUGACCCUAGCGACAUGCCCAAAUCUGAUUGUCGUAUUCGGGUGCGAUGGGAUCAUCUACCAUCGCGGUCUGGAUGUUUUGAAACCAAUCUUAAUUUUUGAUCCAAGCAGGACCGAAGGCGAGUUCUAUCAACAGAACCUACAGUACGUCCCAGGAGUCAUGGAGGCUUUUGUCGCAGGCUUUGCAAAAUCCCUAGUACAGUCAGACAUAGCUGAUUAUGAGGAUUGUAUCGCCAAAGGAUUUCAGACAGCUAGAAACCUUGCACGCAAUGGGAUUUCAGUGAAUGAAGCAAAUUCGUCGAUAUACGAUGCUUCCAAAAUCAUGGAACUCCCUAGUAACGGCGAAGAUCCUCUGAUAAGACUUGAGAUUCCAUCGGACGACAUAGGCAAGGGUGAUGAGAGUUGGUCCCUGCUCGAUUCCAUCAUCGCGGAUUCGGGUGAAAUAGCACGUAGGAUUGUCUUGGAUGGGAUUUCCAGCGUCAAUGUACCCUCGAAGCGCUUCAACCGCCUUGUCCUCUUUGAUAGAAAGGAGAUUCACCUCUUUCAGAUUUUGAAAACAUGCUUUGAAGAGUACCUUGCAGUACCUCAAACCAAACCGCUGAGUAUGGCUCUCUUUGGGCCUCGAGGAUCUGGGAAGGCACACGCGGCACUUCAACUGGUAGAAACAGCAGCCAGAGGUAGAAAGAUCAGACAGCUCAUAUUCGAUCUCUCCGAAUUCAAUAAACUGGGAGAUCUAGUGGAAGCAUUCCAUCAAAUCCGCGAUUGCACCCUUGAGGGUUGCAUUCCUUUUGCCUUCUUCAAAAACUUCGACGUUCAUUUCGAUGGGUCACCGUUCGGUUGGCUACCGCACCUCCUUCCUGCAAUGGCGAGAGGCAGAUUCUAUGAUAGAUCAAUUAGCAGACCCAUCGGCACAGCUCUCCUGUUCUUUAGCACUUCGAUUUCAAGAAGCUUCACGAGCUUCCAAUAUCAUGGCGACCCUAACAUACACGAGGGAACAGCACGUAACGUGCGAGAAUUUAUCGGAUACCUACAAGGAUUCGUUGACAUGGCUGGAUUUAAUCGUACUGGGCUCGGCGACAAAUUGUAUCCAUUCCGGCGAGCCGUUGUCCUACGAACCCUACUUGAGGAACGCCAACCCAAGCUUAAAACAGGAUGCAGAAUCAAUGUCGACGAAGACGUUCUGAGUGGUCUUCUUUUGGUGCCGGAAUAUACCCAAGGGAUUCGAUCACUCACAUCUAUCCUGUCCAUGAGCCGUUUGAAUGAUGCAAAGAAUUUCCCAAGCUCAGCAUUACCCUCCGAAACCCAGCUUCGGCUACAUGUCGAUUACGCAGAGUUCAGGAAGGCUAUGAGCGGAAGACUUCUCCCUCUUGAGGUCCGAGAAUUAUUAGCCGAGCGAUUGAAUGAGACCUAUGCCAAACACAUACGCGAAAGAGAGCGCGGCAAGCUGCCGAUCAAUGUUACGAAGACCGACAAGGAAAUAGACAUGGCAAACUACCUAGAACCGUGGGACAAAUUAAGCGAAGCCUUCAAAGACUCCAACAGAGAUCAUGCAGAUGCCAUAAAAACUACAAUACGCAUAAUCUCGUGUUUUUUGGCCGAAAAGAAAGAAGGUAGAAAUCCGGUAACGAACUUCACGGACUCCGAGAUUGAAGCUAUGGCUAUGCAUGAGAAGGACCGAUGGAAUUCUGAGCGGCUCCAAAGGCAAUGGAAAACCGGACGUAGGAGUGGAAAAGAUAAGACGACCCCAUACCUGGUUCCAUGGAAGGAUUUGGACGAAGAAACAAAAGAGAUCGAUCGUGCCAUGGUCAGAUCGUAUCUAUCAAUACUUCCGCAGAACUAUGCUAUCUAUCGGAUGGAGUCAAAGGUCUAG